AUGUAUAGGGCUGGUCCAUUUUACAUUUCCUUUCUCUUUGAAGAAUUCGAAAAGAUGAGUACAAAUCUACGGAGGUUUGUCGAACGGUUAGUCACCGUAUACACUGCACCGAACGAAUUUCAGGAGGGUCGCUUCUUACUCAUCCUGAAAUCAAACAUUAUAGUAGGAAUAGAACUUUGGCUUCAAUAUAAGAAGCGCACGUCAACCGAACAGAAACCAUAUAGCGAGAAUUUGGCAAAAGAUCAGUGGGAUGCUUCACCAACUUCCUCAUGUGGCAUGGAUGCCUUCGUCACGUUAUUGAACCCAAUUUCGUAUAAUGCUGAUUUGUUCGAGUGUCUCGCUGAAGUUGUUACUCCUUCGCGGGAACUUGUGAUUCGAUGGAUGGCACCUUAUCUCCGACGUUUCAGUAAAUACAUUCCUUCACAAAACAUGUGGCUCUGUGAUCAACGGCGCAUGGGACCAGAGUACAUGAAUCGUGAUAUUGGAGAGAUGUAUCUUAGACAAGGAAUAUGUGAAUGCGUAGACGUUCUGAGACAAUUCAACGGAAGGGAGGAGGUGAUUAAUGUAGCCCUUGAGGUUCUGGAAGGCGCUGAGAUGCCCACAUAUUUGAAGGUCAUGUUAAGAGGGAUUUCUGACGAAGAAUUUCCUUGGUAG
This is a messenger RNA of Acaulospora colombiana, 654 nucleotides long. The record is from the annotation of a GenBank genome assembly. NCBI's taxonomy places the organism in Eukaryota, Fungi, Glomeromycota, Glomeromycetes, Diversisporales, Acaulosporaceae.